Messenger RNA from Nycticebus coucang (slow loris), 2870 nucleotides. It is a transcript of the gene C6H14orf93, whose product is annotated as chromosome 6 C14orf93 homolog. Lineage: Eukaryota; Metazoa; Chordata; Mammalia; Primates; Lorisidae. The record is from RefSeq and is a predicted model, not a curated record. The coding region runs from base 1232 to 2851 and encodes 539 amino acids. The transcript has 6 exons.
ACUGGGUUGCCCCAGCUCAAUUCCCUGAUCUAGCUUUUUGUUUCAUUUCCCUACCCUAUCCCCAAAGCAUUAAUAAUAUUAUAGUGAGAGGCUGCUGAGGGCUGCAGUGAUCCAUGUAUUCCUCAUUUUGGAGUCUUAGCCUGAAUGCAUCUCUAUGAAAAUUAUAACGAAGGUAGAAUCAUGAUUUUUAUGUCAACCAAAAGAGGUAUCAGUUAAAACAUAAUACAACACUAGAUUGAAAGUAGCAAUAACUGGAUUCUGCUAUCUUCCUCUGACCUUGAAAAAGACAUAACAGGCUGGGUGAGGUGGCUCACGCCUAUAAUCCUAGCACGCUGAGAGGCCAAGGCAGGAGGAUUGCCUGAACUCAGGAAUUCCAGACCAGCUUGAGCAAGAGCUGGACCCUGUCUCUACAAAAAACAGAAAAAUUAGCUGGUUGUGGUGGUGCAUGCCUGUGGUCCCAGCUACUCGGGAGGCUGAGGCAAGAGGAUUGCUUGAGCCCAAAAGUUUGAGGUGGUUGUAAGUGUACUGUACCCAGGGCAACAGAGUGAGACUGUUUAAAAAAAAAAAUGUAUGUAUAACUUCUCUGCAUGUUUCUUCUCGAGACCUGGGGUAAUGUGUGUUUUCUAGUGCUGUUAUGUAGAUGAAGUAAUGUACAUGAAGUUUUCUGAACUCCUUAAGAAAUGAUGUCAAAGCAGUGAAAUGCAGUGCUGUUAUUACAGUAAAAAUGGCAAGGUAGAGGAGAGGAGGAGAAAGAGAUAGGUGUACAUUCUCUUCCUUUAUAUUCUAAUCUUACUAGAUGUUGGUGGGUCCUUUGAGUCCUCUUUCUAUUCAUUAGAUUGCAGUGUGUGUGUGUGGGGGAAGUAUUUCAUUCUGGGGUGCAGGAAGAAUGCCCUUUACCCGCUGAAACUGUGUUCAUCAGGAAGGCCUUUGUAGGCAUCACCCAGUGUGUUGUGCUUAGUGAUUGCAGGAUCUGCAAAUAGAAGACAGCCUCUUUCUCUCCUCUGCCCAGGACAGGAAGCCAUGGACUGUGUGUGCGCCUCCAGGGCUUGCCUGCUUCUCUUUCACAGAACCCACCGCCUGGUGCCCGGGCUCCUCUGACCACCAUUAUUGAGAAAGGAAAGUGAAUCCAAAGCACCUGGUGCUUUCCACCAAGCUUGUGAAGUCCAGCUGACUGGAAGUCCUUUUGGAGCAGCCCAGCAGUGUGAGCACAGUUGUGACUGCCCCAUCAGCUAUGUCCUUCAGUGCCACCAUUCUCUUCUCCCCUCCCGGUGGCAGUGAGGCCAGAUGCUGCUGCUGUGCCUGUAAGAGUGAGACUAGUGGGGGCACCGCAGGCUCUCAGGGCGGGAAUCCUCCUCCCAGCACCCCCAUCACAGUGACAGGACACGGCCUGGCCGUUCAGAGCUCAGAGCAGCUCCUGCAUAUUAUCUACCAGCGGGUGGAUAAGGCAGUAGGUCUGGCUGAAGCUGCUCUGGGUCUGGCCAGGGCCAACAAUGAGUUGUUAAAACGUCUCCAGGAGGAAGUGGGUGAGCUAAGGCAAGGGAAAGUGUCCACCCAUGAUGAAGAUGGGGAAAGCCGGGCACAUAGUUCCCCACCUGAGGAACCUGGGCAUCUCAAGGAGAGUCCUGGGGAAGUCUGCAAGGCUCUGUCUGCUGUGGAGGAAGAGUGUGACAGCGUGGGCAGCGGUGUGCAGGUGGUGAUUGAGGAGCUGCGGCAGCUGGGAGCAGCCUCUGCCGUGGGGCCUGGGCCUUUGGGCUUCCCAGCCACUCAGAGAGACGUGCGGCUCCCGGGAUGUGCGCUGGCAGCCAGCGAGGGGGCCUCUCUGCUCAAUCCCCUGGUGGAUGACUUUGUGGCCUCUGAGGGUACAGUACAGCGAGUGCUAGUCCCUGCUUAUGCCAAGCAGCUCUCACCAGCCACACAACUGGCUAUCCAGCGGGCAACCUCAGAGACAGGGCCAGAAAAUGGAACCAAACUGCCACCACCCCGCCCUGAGGACAUGCUCAAUGUUGCUGCUGCAUUGGAUGGUGCCUUGGAAGAAUCAGGUCCUGGGAGCACCGGGGAGUUAAGACACUCUCUAGCAUUUACUGCUUCCCCAUGCAGGACCAAAGGGAGCGGGCAGAAGAAUUCCAGGCGCAAGCGGGAUCUGGUACUCUCUAAAUUGGUCCACAAUGUGCAUAACCACAUCACCAAUGACAAGAGAUUCAAUGGGUCCGAAAGCAUCAAGUCCUCUUGGAAUAUUUCAGUAGUAAAGUUCCUUCUGGAAAAGCUCAAGCAGGAGCUGGUCACCAGUCCCCACAAUUACACUGAUAAGGAACUUAAAGGAGCCUGUGUGGCAUACUUCCUUACUAAGAGGCGUGAGUACCGCAACUCCCUGAACCCCUUUAAAGGCCUGAAGGAAAAAGAGGAGAAGAAACUUCGAAGUCGCCGAUACCGGCUUUUUGCCAACCGAUCCAGCAUCAUGAGGCAUUUUGGACCUGAGGACCAACACCUGUGGAAGGAUGUGACAGAAGAGCUGAUGUCAGAUGAAGAGGACAGCCUUAACGAGCCAGGUGUUUGGGUGGCCCGCCCUCCCCGAUUUCGGGCCCAGCGCCUCACAGAGCUCUGCUACCACCUGGAUGCUAACUCUAAGCAUGGCACCAAAGCCAACCGUGUGUAUGGGCCUCCCUCAGACAGACUACCUUCUGCUGAAGUCCAGCUCCUUCCACCAGAACUUUACAAUCCUAAUUUCCAAGAAGAGGAAGAUGAGGGAGGUGAGGAGAAUGCACCUGUGUCCCCAUCUUUUGACCAACCCCACAAAACCUGUUGUCCUGACUUGAACUCCUUCAUUGAAAUCAAGGUGGAAAAGGAUGAAUGAAAUCUGUUGCAGCAAAUAA